This is a messenger RNA of Salmo salar (Atlantic salmon), 5181 nucleotides long. RefSeq names its product adenosine receptor A1. NCBI's taxonomy places the organism in Eukaryota, Metazoa, Chordata, Actinopteri, Salmoniformes, Salmonidae. Gene Ontology annotation, molecular function: G protein-coupled adenosine receptor activity. Gene Ontology annotation, biological process: G protein-coupled adenosine receptor signaling pathway. Gene Ontology annotation, cellular component: plasma membrane; synapse; dendrite. The record is from RefSeq and is a predicted model, not a curated record.
AACUAAAUCCCAAAUAAAUAGUCUAGGAUAUCCUCGGAGUAAACCUACUAUAUAAAUCAAAGAGUGAGUUCAAUCGCCAUUCGCCCGUUGGCACAAAGAGAGAGAGAGACAUCUAUGGGACGGCCACGGCAGCACAGUACAACCGUUUUCUCCUUAAUUUCUCGAUACAUUGGAAGAAACAAGAGGGACGCAACUGCAAUGGCAGAGUUGGAAUUAUGGCAAUGACCAUUGGCUUCAAAAGAAUAGUUUGAAAUCAGAGAAUAGCCUAAUGAAACCGGAAAGUGAAAUCAUAGAAUACAUUCAUGAAACAGAGAAGGUUCAAAUCAGAGUAAUAGCAUAAUGACACAGAGAAGGAGAAAUCAGAGCGUGUGGGACCAAAACAAAGAAGAGCGAGAGACAAGCGCGAAAAAAAAAUAUUUUAGGUCACGCAUUGCUUUGACUCUCAAAGCACAACGGGAAAGAGCACAGCAUGGAGAGAAAGAAACCUCUGCCCACUGGGCACAGACGUCAAUUCAACGUCUAUUCCAAGUUGGUUCAAAUUAAUUUCAUUGGGUUGUAACAACGUUGAUUCAACCAGUGUGUGCUCAGUGUUCGUACUUCGUCCACUAAAUACUUUCCAAGACGAUUUUUCUUCUUGAAGUGGUAUUUUUUUUAAACUGGCAACUGAGAAAUUGUAGCUAAAAUAGGUUAAGACGAAGAUGAUGAAGUGACUACCUGGGGGUAAAUAAUAAACAAUACUCGGCGGCACGGUCCCUUCCCCGAGCGCAGGUGGAUCCAGCUAAGCGGCGGAACAGGGUUUUGGACGAGGACAGGAGCGGCAACGCACCAACCACAAUAACCUCUGAACUACCAGUCUACUACACCGUCAAAGAAUAGGCCUGCCAUUCAUUCCUAGAUCUGCUUCUGGGUGUCCAUAUGAUGCUAAAUCGCUUCACAAACUGGAUGUGUAUCAGAACUUCAGUAUGGUGAAAAUGGAAUAAUCCAAGUGAUGUGGCCACUGUAGAACGGACAUUGAAUGGGCGCACAGCGCACAAAUCAAUUUGCACUAUAGGAGUGUAACCCUACUCAACUGAUUAUUUUGUUGGCUUUCCAAGCGUGCUUUUGUUGGAAUAAUACCUAGUUCUCUCAUUUGGACUAUAAUAGGCUGUAAGGAUGUCUGAAGCACUCGCCCCAGCCCAGGUGCUCUACAUCGGCAUGGAGGUGGUGAUUGCCUUUUUUUCCGUCCUGGGUAAUGUAAUGGUGGUCUGGGCGGUGAAAAUUAACAAGUCGUUGAGAGACACAACAUUCUGUUUCAUCGUUUCUCUGGCCCUGGCGGAUAUCGCAGUGGGAGCCCUCGUCAUCCCCUUGGCGAUAACUAUCAGCAUCGGACUCCAAACUCACUUCUACAGCUGCCUGAUGGUCGCGUGCACGGUGCUGGUACUGACGCAAAGUUCCAUCCUGGCCCUCCUGGCCAUUGCGAUUGACCGCUAUCUCAGGGUCAAGAUUCCAACCAGCUAUAAGCGUGUGGUGACAAAGCAGCGAGCGGCCGUGGCGGUGGUGGUGUGUUGGACUGUGGCCUUCAUUGUGGGCUUGACCCCCAUGCUGGGCUGGAACAACCUCUGGAGGCUACAGCAGAACGGUUCCCUGAACGAGGAUCUCAUCAUCACCUGUCAGUUUGAGAACGUAAUCAGCAUGGACUAUAUGGUCUACUUCAACUUCUUCGGCUGGGUCCUGCCUCCUUUACUCCUCAUGCUGGUCAUUUACACAGAGAUCUUCUACAUGAUCCACAAGCAACUCAACAAGAAGGCUUGCACCACCAACCACACCGAUCCCAACAAGUACUACAACAAGGAACUCAAACUGGCCAAGUCGCUGGCCCUGGUCCUCUUCCUGUUCGCCAUCAGCUGGCUUCCCCUCCACAUCAUCAACUGUAUCACGUUGUUCUGUCCGACCUGCGACAAACCCCUGUUCCUGAUCUACAUCGCUAUAUUACUCACGCACGGCAACUCAGCCGUCAACCCCAUCGUCUACGCCUUCCGCAUAAAGAAGUUCCGAGACGCUUUCCUGAAGAUCUGGAAGCAGUACUUCUGUUGUAAGGACGUACCUGCCAUUUUGAACCAGCCUAGUGAGAAGGAUAGGCAAGAGAACCAGAAUGGCAAUGGAAACGGGAACGGGAAUCCUAAUCCGAACAGAGACUCACAGCCAGCUCUAUCGCCACCGCAAGAAGGGCAGCAGCCUUCACUAGAGCAGAUGCAGGAGGCCAAGCCCCAACGGCUACAGUCUCACAAUGAUGACCCAACACAGCAGAAACCCCCAAUGGAGCUCAACAAUAUCUAACUAACCCCAGAACAAAAGGGCGUUUCUACAUUGAUGUGUCUGAAACCCUAUGAGUUUCUAUGUCUUGGGAGAUGAAUAGAGAUUUUUUAACAGGAGUCAGAGGCAUCCUCAUAGUCAUUCUGAAUGUAUAGCUAGCUACCAAUGGAUGAGUGUGACAUGAUGAAAGAAAAGUUUAACCAGUUUACUUUUUGUACCUUGCACCUGAAAGUCAUUGGAUGUGUGUGUACACUUUUUUUGAAUGGAGUGUGGCAUGAUACCUACUGAAUGGAAGGAUUCAGGAGCAGAGUUUGGCAACUUGCAGGACUUGUAAAGAUAUCUUACAGACAGUGAAAUCACAUUUUAACAGGCGGAGGUGUAUUUGAGUUUUAGGCGGAGGAAAAAACAUUGAAAAGGAGUAUUAGGGUUUAUACGGUAAAAACAUUGAAAAGGAGUAUAUAGCCCCACGGUGGAGGUGUCAUAAUACCCAUAAUACCUAGCGGUCAAACAGGUAAAUGGUUCCAAUCGUUUUUCCACCAUUCAUUUUUCCCAUAGGGGACUUUAGAAACACUUCAAAUAAGGGCUGUGUUUCAUGUAUGCUUGCCCUGGCGUGACGGUUUGAUAACCAUGUAAAUCUCUCUCAGACAAAGUGACUUUUAUCAAUAUAUUCGCCUCUAUUUACUCUCAGAUUCGAAAAUGCCAGUUAGCAUCAAAGUAGAAAUCCCUGCACAUCAUCUCUAGCUGACACCUUUGCUAACAGGUAUUGUGUCAGUUUAAAACUUGCAUAAGACAAUUAACAGAAUUGUCCAUUUAAAGAAAUGUAGCCAAUUUAUUAAUUACCACAUUUAGCUAACAUUGACCCUGCUGGUUAUCUAUGAAUGUUUGAACAUCUUGGCCAUGUACUGUUAUAUUUCUCAAUCCGGCACAGCCAGAAGAGGAUAUGCAGAGGAUACCCCUCAGAGCCUGGUUCCUCUCUAGGUUUCUUCCUAGGUUACUGCCUUUCUAGGGAGUUUUUCUUAGCCACCAUGCUUCUACAUCUGCAUUGCUUGGUGUUUGGGGUUUUAGGCUGGGUUUCUGUAUAGCACUUUGUGACAUCAGCUGAUGUAAAAAGUGCUUUAUAAAUACAUUUGAUUGAUUGAUUCAUAGUUAAUCCAGAGAUUCUUACCUUUGCCUCGAUUCAGCAGUCUCAUCCAGAUCAACAUGGCAUUUUUAGUUCUUUAUGAUAGCCACACUAGCAACUAAUUAGCAUUUAAUUUUGGGGUGGUGAAAACAGGCAAAUAUAUUGAUCAAUUUCACCUUGUCCUAGAGAGAUUUAUAUGGUUAUCAAAACGUCACGCCAGGGUAAGCCUACAAAAAACAUCCCUUAUUUUAAGUGUUUUAUAAAUCCCCUAUGGAAAAAAAUGUAUUGUGGAAAACCGAUUGGAAUCAUUUCCCUCUUUGACCGUUUGGUUUUAUGGGUAUUAUGACUCAUUCUGUGGUACUCUAUUAGGGUUUAUAUGGUAAAACCAUUGAAAAUGAGUAUUAAAGUUUAUACGGUAAAGACACUGAAAAAUAGUAUUAGGGUUUAUACUGUAAAAACACUGAAAAGGAGUAUUAGGGUUUAUACUGUAAAAACACUGAAAAAGGAGUAUUAGGGUUUAUACUGUAAAAACACUGAAAAAGGAAUAUUUGGGUUUUAUACGCUAAAAAAGGGCAAUGAAAAAAUUGCAAUAAUGUAAGGGCACUAUUCAAUCAGAUCUGCUUUAGCCGUCAUCCGUAUAGUGGUUGUUAUGGAGGUGUCGGAGAUGAAACUGCUUUAGAGCUGUCAAGUCCACAAGCUGCUCCUGGCAUUAUAUCUAAAGCGGACAUUGCCAUUGGCUGCACGGAAUCCUAUGUAGCCUUGUUUACAAUUUCGAAUGUUCGAUGUAAUCUAGGCUGAUAGAAAUCCUCAUUCUUUUGUAUAAUGAUUUUCAAUUUGAGCAUCAUCUAUAUAGCCUAGACUUUCUCAUUCUGAACUUCUAACGUGAAUGGGAGGGGUGUGGCUUUGUGACAAUGAUUAAGAGCAGCUGCUCACCGAUUUGACAGCUCUAACGUAAUUACACCUCCGACACAGCCAAAACGUCAGGUAUACGGGUUUUCGGUUAUCGCCAGUUAACGCUUGAUCUGAUUGAAUCUAGGCCUAAGUCUCUUUGAUAAUGAGACAUUUUAAUAACAAACUAAUCUGAAGACACUAAGCUUCAACUUACGUUAACAGAACAGUGGGUCUUUAUGACAUUGUGAAAUUGGAAAGGAACUGAUAAUUGAUACGAUUCUCAUCACAAAAUGUGCAAAAUACAACACUGACUGUGAGGUUAAUCAAUGUCACGUUAUUAAAUGUUUUACAUUUUACAAUGUACAAAGAUGGCUUAUGAACCAAUAUUUUUUGUUGCAUUAUUUAAAAAAAAAUCUUUAUUUAACUAGGCAAGUCAAGAACAAAUUCUUAUUUACAAUGACGGCCUACCCCGGGCCAAACCCGGAAGACGCUGGGCCAAUUGUGUGCCGCCCUAUGGGACUCCCAAUCACAGCCGGAAGUGAUUCAGCCUGGAUAAAACAACAUGAAAAUGUGACUUAAAAGGGUUCCAGAUGUUCCAAUUAUCAAAUGAUAAGGUUCAUCUUCCUGCUGUUUAUUAAACUGUAUUGAUUUGUGCUGAGAAAGGCUUAAUAUGAAUGUAAUGAUGUGAAUGUCAAUUAAAUAUAGCUACUGUGGCAGCUCAUCAGCUGUGAAUGAACACAUCUUGAUUCAGAAGUUAAGACACAAGAAGCACAGCAGAGGAAUGAGUGGAGCUCUGUUCUCUUCUCCCCUCCCCUCUACACCACUGCUCUCCCCUCCUGCUCUCCUCUCCCUUCUACACCACUGCUCUCCCCUCCUCC